AUGGCGGAAGAGGAGGGCCAGGAGGUCAUCUUCACAGAGAACACCGCACCCGACCGUGAGAUUUGGGAUGAGAAGGGUGGCUUGAUCAAGAAGGGUGCCGCUGAGAUUGCGGAGCGAGACCAGGACCACGUGCCCGAGGUGAAGGUGCUGACCACUCUCGGGAUGUUUGCCGUCCCCGUGACUGCCGAGACCACGAUCGGCGAGAUCCGUCAGAAGGUGCAGGAGUGGAAGCCCGAGUACUCUCUCGAGCAAAUUGAGCUGGUCUGCAAGGACAAGGAUGCUUGGGGGCCUCUGUUCAACAAAACUUCUCGGCCACGUGACGAUGACGAAACAGUUGAGUCGUUGUGGAGUGAUUGGGACAUUCCCCGCCGCAUGAUGCAGGUAGCCCUGUGGAUCAAGGAGAAGAACGAGGAAACCGGAGAGUGGGAGAGCACGUUUUGGAAGAUGCUGGAGGAGUCCAAGUGCGACGAUUGGAGCUUCCAGGGACACACGAUCUGA
This is a messenger RNA of Symbiodinium sp. CCMP2456, 498 nucleotides long. The record is from the annotation of a GenBank genome assembly. Lineage: Eukaryota; Dinophyceae; Suessiales; Symbiodiniaceae.